UGUAUGUUAACAUAUUUUGAUGAUGUAGGUGUGGGAAUCCUGUUCAGAGGCAAUGAUUACGUUUGAUAAUGAGGACCAAGAAAAUCUGGUGGCACACAUUGUGGAAAAUGAUGUUAUUUUACACUCCAUCAAGGAACAAGUGCUGCAAAACAUUGAGGUGGAAUACAGCACCAAGGUAGAGGGAUACAAGCUUCCCUCUGACCUCUCUUCCCGAGUGACAGUCUCGCUCCAGGAUGGUAGAACAUUGUCAACAGAUCUUUUGAUUGGAGCUGAUGGAGCCAAGUCCCUGGUGCGUAAGACUAUGGGUGUGCAAUAUGUGGGCUGGGAAUAUGACCAGAUGGGAAUAGUGGCAACACUACAGCUCUCAGAGGCAGCUGACAACACUGUGGCCUGGCAGAGGUUCCUUCCUACUGGUCCUGUCGCCCUUCUGCCACUCUCAGAAGACAGAAGUUCGCUGGUAUGGUCAACAACAAAAGAAAAUGCAAAAAAAUUGCUAAAGCUCUCUGAUGAAGACUUCACGGAUGCUCUUAACAGAGCAAUAUGGGAUAACAGUACUAGUGAUGAGAUGGUCCAGUCCAUACAUGAGGGUUGGGUGAAGUUACUGGAUACCUUCCUGCCUAGUAGUGGUGCUGACAUCCGCCAGCUUCCGCCUAGUGUGAGUGCCAUUGUCCCCAACUCCAGAGGAGCUUUUCCUUUGGGUCUUGGUCAUGCAGUCCACUAUGUGGCACCUAGGGUAGCUCUUAUUGGGGAUGCUGCCCAUCGAGUUCAUCCCCUGGCUGGGCAAGGAGUCAAUCUUGGGUUUGGUGAUGUAGCAUCUCUUUUGGACACACUGGAGAAUGCUGUCCUUCUUGGUGCUGAUAUUGGGGAGGAAGAGAUUCUUCACAAGUAUGAAAGUGAACGACAGAAACACAAUGUGAUGACAAUGGCAUCUAUUGACGGACUUUACCGCCUUUACAGUACCAGUGCUCUCCCCUUUGUUCUUCUCAGAGCCCUAGGGCUUUCCACUGUUAACGUCAUCACACCUUUGAAGAGACAAAUUAUACGACAUGCAGAAGGUUAAAGGCUUUUCCCAAGAGAAUGGUACAGCAUUUGUUUUGUACUUACAUUAUGUAUAUGAAGAAAUGGUGAAAUAAAUUGUUAAUAUCAGAUAUAAUUUGCAAGUUAGUGCCUUAUAAAGCUACUGCAUGCUGGCUUGUAUUAUAAACAGCUGAUCCAGUCAUUCCUAACAUGUGCAAGUAAGUAAUUAUCACAAGAAGGCACCAAGCUGGGAAGACUGUGUUGCUAACCUGUCACCACAAUAAACAGGUUAUAUUUUAAUCAUUUUCUAUCUUAUCCAGACUAUAUUAGCAUCAUUUCUCUGGUAAAAAUACAUAUUUCAACAAAUAUUUAAGUACAAAGUUACCAUAACACUAAUAAAUCCAUUAUUCAAUAAAUCAAAUACUGUAGAACAAAGCAAAGUGAACAUUUUCUGCAUGUGAGUGUAACAUGAGAGGAAAAUUCCAGUUUUAUGGCAUUGUAUGUUGGGAUAGAUCUCCUUAUAACUCGAGACAAAGCAAUUUAACAAGUAUAAUGACAUGACUUCCCAUUAUCAGGGACAGGAGGUCUUGACUUUGGUUUAUUGCAGUAACCCUUUGGCCAACAACUGACCAUCCUCAGGAUGCAUUCCACAAUAGUUGACUAAAAUUCAAGUAACUGUUUACUACUAGGUGAAUGAAAUGAGGCAUCGCACGUUAGAAAAUGUGCCCAAAUGUCUUUCUAUGUUUUCCAAUCAAACUCUGCUCCAAUUGCUUUUAUAUGACACCACUUGCCAUGCUGGAUCCUAAUAAUUGAUUUAUUAAUUAUGUAUUUCAUUUAUGUGCCUUGUAUUUUUAUAUAUGCUGUUUACCAGAGUACAGAUACAAAAAUUGAAUAAGCUUUAACACAUUCACCCACCCUGUAUUGACAAUGUCAUUUAAAUUUUGAAUCAUUGCUUGAGAAAGAAUAUAAAAUGCUUUAAAUAAAAAAACUAAUAUAAUCUGGCAUGGCAUGAACAAAUUUAAUAUACAGACAAAUUGGAAAAUAUAAAUAUAACUUGAGACUAUCCUUGUAUCAGACUACAUCUGAUCACUUGGUCACUGGUGAGAAGGAUCAGAACAGUAAAUAUCACUUAACAGGUGUUGAUGAACUAUGUAAAUAUCACUUAACUAUGUUGAUGAGCUGGCAGUGAUCAGCUAUAAGAGGAAAUGUGCACAGGCAAGCUGUCAUAACAAUAAUAGAAACUGAAGGAGUAUUGGCCCAUACAAGGCAGCAACUGUUGAUAUUCACCCAAACUUAUUAAUGUGUAAGCAUAUCAAUUCUAAGGACAUUACACAUCACGUUUCAAUAUGACUUGUUAAGGCAACUAAGAACAAGGUGAUGCUACUUAGUCUUCCCAGCUUUGUCUUCUUUUAAUAAUUACUUACAUACCAACAAGCUGAAAUAUUUAACAAGUGUAGCCAAGUUGUGAAAUACUUUUCAAAGUAUAUGAAUUAGUGUACUCUAUUGAUUGCAUGAAAAUCAUUUGCAAAGUGUUUAACUGAGCAGACUUCAGUAGUACCAAUUAAGGGUUAAGGAUCCAGUUGAUUAUGUGGUUUAUGAGUGACUGGAAAACGGCAUUAAAUACAUCAAGUAUCUGAUAUUCUUAAAGAGACCAGGGAUAAGGAGUGUCUAAAUUUUGUAACCAUUCCUCCAGUUUUGGUAGUACUGUACUUAUAGUAACGAUGAGGACCAUAGUAUAAAUACCGACGUACAAUGAAAUUAGAACCUAGAAAUCUGAACUAUUGAGUUGGACAAACCAGAAAACUAUUUUUUACUUGCGUUGCUUUGACAAAGUAAACUAAUGUAACCUAACCUAACCUUUCUAGGCCUAAUACAUGAUAUCCGAGGCCAAAUAUAGUACGUGUGUGCUAUAUUAGGCCUAGGAAUAUUUAAGUUUGUUUUUUAGCUUCAUUUAUUUUAAAAGAAUUCCUUACUAGUCAGUAUACUACUAUCUAAAAGCGAAGUAUGUACGAAUUCAUGACUACUGACGAACAUCACAAUAGGUACUAUCUAAAGAGGAGGAUGGGUUGAAAAAAUAGUCUGAGAAAUUUUCUAGGUUGUGAUUCAAAGGCAAUGGCAGUGUUGAGGAGUAGCCCCUAUCACACAGAUAAGGGUCCUCGCUGGACGAGCAAUGUUAAGUUGUGGUGACCUAUUACAGUGACAUCUAAAAAUUAAAUACUUAAUUUUUGGUGAAAGAGAUUAGGUAGAGGUCAGUUACCUUACAAUCAAUGCUCCUUUUUCCUGUUGUCCAUAGACUAGGGAAAAAAUCCUGGAUCUCCAACAGGUGUGGAUCUUUUGAGGUGUUGAACACAACAGUCACUUAAAAAAUAAAUUUUACAGAUUUAACUAUUGUUCUUAUGAAAUCUGUUGAUUAUUACAAUGUAGUGGAAAACUUAGCAAUUUAUUUACUUGAACAAAGAAGAAAAUAAUUCACCAUUUUUCCUGUCUUAAAAUGCAUACACUUGUAAAUCAUUUAGAUGAACAAAACAAACUGUUUAUUUACUUUGCAAUCUCAUUAAUUAAAUCAUUAUAUGAUUGUAUGACAUUAGGCAUUAAAUGACAGUAAACAUACAA
Messenger RNA from Procambarus clarkii (red swamp crayfish), 3630 nucleotides. Lineage: Eukaryota; Metazoa; Arthropoda; Malacostraca; Decapoda; Cambaridae. The record is from RefSeq and is a predicted model, not a curated record.